CCCUCUUUUAAGUUCUAUUUUGCAGGUGCAACUGAGGCAACUUACAAAUGCUUUUCCCUCAAAAUCGUCAGAACGCCAUGCUCUGAGCGACAUUUGAUGCCUUCGAAGUAUUGAGCAACUUCGCGAUUCAUCUCGUCGAAACAAGGCGGACAUGUGUGGGCGUUACUCUCUCGCAUUGCGCCCUGGGCAGUUGCGUCAAAUGUUGCAAGACGACAACAUGCCAGUCGAUGAUACUCCCGACGAUGCGGGCGAUGGAGCUCCUCGUCAGUCGUACAACUUCGCACCGGGCUAUCAUGGUAUCGUCUACCGUGCUGUUGUUCCCGAUCAUGGCGCCGGCCCGAAGCGCCAGGCCAAGGUGGGCUCUGAUGAUGUUGACCCUACCGAGCAAGCCGAUGCUGCUACACCAUCAGUGUCGCAGAACGAGGACAGCUCCAGCCCGAAAGAAGUCCGUUACAAGUUACAAUCUAUGAAAUGGGGACUUAUACCGUUUUGGACCAAGCGUAACCCGGACUACGGAAGUAUGAUGAAGACAAUCAAUUGCAGAGACGACUCCCUAGCGCAGGGUGGUGGCAUGUGGAACACCAUGAAGCAACGGAAGCGAUGCAUUGUCGUCGCGCAAGGUUUCUACGAGUGGCUGACGAAGGACGGCGCACGCGAGAAGAUGCCACACUUCGUCAAGAGAAAGGACGGCGCGUUGAUGUGCUUUGCCGGCCUCUGGGAUUGUGUUCAGUAUGAGGGCGACGAAACGAAGCACUAUACCUAUACCAUCAUCACGACCGAUUCAAACAAACAGCUCAAGUUCUUGCAUGAUCGGAUGCCCGUCAUACUCAACAAUGGCUCCGAGGAGCUGCGCACUUGGCUGGAUCCAAACCGACAUGAGUGGUCCAAGGAGCUCCAGUCGUUGCUGAAGCCUUUUGAGGGGGAGCUCAAGGUAUAUCCCGUAAGCAAGGAUGUUGGGAAGGUCGGUAAUAACUCGCCUACCUUCAUUGUUCCCAUCGACAGCAAGGAGAACAAGUCCAAUAUUGCGAAUUUCUUUGCCAAGGGGGCUGCGAAGAAAGGUGUCAAGGUCGAGUCGAUGGUGAGGAAAGAACCUGAGCAGCCUGAGGUGGGCUUCAAGAAGGAGGUUGACUUUGUGGAAGAGGACUCUACUGAAUUGAAAAAGGCCGAUACAAACAAUGUCGACAGCAGUGAAGGCAAGACGGCGGGUAUCAAGCGAGAGGCUGAAGAAAGACUAGAAGGGGAAGAGCCUUCAGCCAAGAAGGUGGCCACGAAGUCAACGACGUCAAUCAAGUCGCCUUCACCGCAGAAGGGUAGAGUCAACAAGGUCAACGCCACGAGCAAUGGCACCAAGAGCCCUGCUUCUAACAAGGGUACACAAAAAAUCACUAAGUUCUUUGGGAAUAUUUCUUGAGCCUGCUAUCGUCGAGUCUCGAGUAGCUGGUGUUUCUCCCGGCAUUGGCGUUUAAGAGGCAUGGUCUGUUUAUUUGCUUGGACUUGGAGUCUGUCCCUAGUAUUUCGGCUGUGUUCGGAUGUGAUAUGUAAGGCUGCGUUGCAAAAGUUUAGGGGUAUACUACAGCUCAAGGCUCGAGGUAUGCUUUGGAAAGAGUUACGAUGACGUUCAUAUGUUUGUCGAUUGCAGUUGAGAAUACCUAGCUUGCAAUGAGCAAGAACCUGAUGGUUUCGACAUAUUAAAUUCCAUGUUUGACUCCAAGUUGGUGAAGCGAUCUUGAUGAUUUGGCAGCGGUGGAUUCUUUCCUGGCAACACCUCUUGGGUCAGUGAAGGGCCGGGGUUAGGAGAUCCAAAGCUUUGGGAGAUCUACAAUCGGUCGUGCAACA
Molecule: messenger RNA, 1836 nt
Organism: Pseudomassariella vexata
Lineage: Eukaryota; Fungi; Ascomycota; Sordariomycetes; Amphisphaeriales; Pseudomassariaceae
Exons: 2
Coding region: 152-1411 (419 amino acids)
Biological process (GO): DNA damage response
Molecular function (GO): single-stranded DNA binding
Source: RefSeq, a predicted model, not a curated record